ACCGCGGCGGCCAACCGGGACUGACAGGGAGAACCAUGGCCGGCUUGGUGGACUUCCAGGAUGAGGAGCAGGUGAAAUCCUUUCUGGAGAACAUGGAAGUGGAGUGCAACUACCAGUGCUACCGCGAGAAGGACCCGGACGGCUGCUACCGGCUGGUGGACUAUUUGGAAGGGAUCCGGAAGGACUUCCAUGAGGCUGCCAAGGUAUUGAAGUUCAACUGUGAAGAAUACAAGCACAGCGACAGCUGUUACAAACUGGGGUCCUAUUAUGUGACUGGAAAAGGUGGACUGAGCCAGGACCUGAAGGCAGCUUCCAGCUGCUUCCUGAUGGCCUGCGAGAAGCCUGGAAAGAAGUCCGUGGAAGCAUGUCACAACGUUGGUCUCCUGGCACAUGACGGACAGGUUAACGAGGAUGGCCAGCCCGACCUGGGCAAGGCCAGGGACUACUACACAAAGGCCUGUGACAGUGGCUAUGCCUCCAGCUGCUUCAACCUCAGUGCCAUGUUUUUGCAGGGCGCGCCCAACUUCCCCAAGGACAUGGGCCUGGCAUGCCAAUACUCACUGAAAGCCUGUGAGCUAGGCCACAUCUGGGCCUGUGCCAAUGCCAGUCGCAUGUACAAGCUGGGGGAUGGUGUCGAUAAAGAUGAGGCCAAGGCCGAGCUGCUCAAAAACCGGGCCCGGCAGCUGCACAAGGAACAGCAGAAAAGCGUGCAGCCCCUAACAUUAGGGUGACUUGGCUCACUCUCACUCUGGGCAAACAGAGAUUGAGGCUGGCACUUCCUCUUUCUGAGACCUGUCACAGCAGCCCUUGAAGGUCACAGAAUGGAGCAGGAAGAACUUGGGACUUGAUAUCAAUAGCUCCGUUUACUUAAAUCCAUUGCCCCAACAGCCUGCAAUGUUUAUUUCAGUCACUAUUGCUUUAACUAUGAAGACCCACCUGAGUUUA
Ochotona princeps (American pika) is the source of this 945-nucleotide messenger RNA. Its product is annotated as cytochrome c oxidase assembly factor 7. Gene Ontology annotation, molecular function: protein binding. The transcript is spliced from 3 exons. The record is from RefSeq and is a predicted model, not a curated record. The coding region runs from base 36 to 731 and encodes 231 amino acids. Gene Ontology annotation, cellular component: mitochondrial intermembrane space. Lineage: Eukaryota; Metazoa; Chordata; Mammalia; Lagomorpha; Ochotonidae.